Messenger RNA from Adelges cooleyi (spruce gall adelgid), 981 nucleotides. RefSeq lists its product as uncharacterized. The transcript has 12 exons. NCBI's taxonomy places the organism in Eukaryota, Metazoa, Arthropoda, Insecta, Hemiptera, Adelgidae. The coding region runs from base 159 to 872 and encodes 237 amino acids. The record is from RefSeq and is a predicted model, not a curated record.
UUUAUACUACAAACCACAAGUGUUGCACUAGUUUUUUAUAAAAUAUUAUAGUGCUUUGCAUACUGCAAAUUAUAUUUUUAUUUUACUUCUUUCGUUGGUAUAACGACACACCAGCUUUACGACUAGUUGCAAGAAAAUCACUGUAACGCAAAAACACUAUGAAGCUUCUCAGCAUUUUAAUAACGAUUACCUUUGUGAACGUUUCACCGAUUAUGACAGGGGAAUAUGCAAAUUCGGUUAAGAAAACAAACAAACACAUCAGAGAGGCUUCUAUUAAAAAUCCUAAAGGACUGGAAACUGUAAUUUCAAAUAUUAUUAACGGAGAUAAAACGUUCGAGACACUUAAUUUUAUGUUGGCUAUACCAGAUAAAGCAAAUUUUAGAUUCACAAUUCAGCAUGAAGAGUCAUUUAUUACCAACUUACCAGAAAAUAUUGCCAUAGCUGAUCAGAAGGCAGUGCAAGAAGCAAUAUUCCAAGUUACAGGUAUCCCUGUGCCUAACCUUCGCUGCAACGAAAAUUAUGAGAAUGAUCGUCGCACAUUGUCUUGGCUUGGAGAUAGUAGACGAAUGUAUUUGAGUUUUGUUACACAAAAUGUACUUACCGAUGCAAUAGAUAAAGGAACACCAGGAUUCACCAACCUUAAGGAAAUAUGUAUUCUAAUAGGUUUGCUCCGAAGUAUGCGAUUCCCAGAUUCGUAUAUAAAAAUCGCUCGUGUUGAUCAAGAUGAUAAUGUUUGUAUGUUAAUUUCACAAAACGGCAGAUUCCAUUACAAACCUUAUGACGGCUAUAUUGCUGCGGCAAGGCCAAUGGGUCGUCCUGUUUAUAAUGAACAUGAAGACGUUUUGAAUGAGGCAAUGAGAUGGUUCCAUUAAAAUAAACCCUCAAUCGUAGUUAGCUUUUAAAAAACUUAAUCACAUCUACUGUUUUUAUUUUACUUCAAUAAUAUUUAUAUGUCGCACUUGUAUCUAAACUGUCAUUUAA